AUACAGUACCCACCCACCCACCGAUCAAACCUGAUCUCCAGUCUUUUGUCUCUUUGGUUUUCCUCCAUUCCUCCUUAUUUUUGUUGAUUUACAAAACCCACCCACAACCGAGCCAACAAUGCCGGCUGCGUUGUUUCCGAACGGCGGCGGGUCGCGUGCCGCUUCUGGUGAGUCCUCAUCUGCUGCGUCCGCACAGCCGUCGUCGCAGCAGCAGCCCGCCGUGAUUACGCGGGGCCUGGUGCGCAACUACUCCAGCUUCCGCUCGCAGUUGCCGGUGCUCAAGGGCUUUGACAUGACGGCCGAGCGCGGGCAGAUUUACGCGCUGCUUGGCCCGUCGGGGAGUGGCAAAUCGACCCUCGUCAAGCUGCUCAUGGGCCGCCUGUCCAUCCACGGCGGGUCGUGCACCGUCCUCGGAGCCACGCCAGGGACACAGGGACACCCCGUGCCAGGCUCGGCCAUCGGGUACAUGCCGCAAGACCUCGCGCUGUACGGCGAGUUCACUACCAUGGAGACGCUCCGUUACUUUGCCAUGCUCAACGGCAUGAACGACAAGCAGCUCAACGAGCGCGCCGACUUCCUCCUGCGAUUCUUGGACAUGGUGCAUCUCAAGCACAGGCUCGUCAACGCCAUGUCGGGCGGGCAGCAGCGACGCGUCUCGCUCGCCGCGGCGCUGCUCCACCAGCCCAAGCUGCUGCUCCUCGAUGAACCGACAGUCGGAGUCUCGUCCGUGCUUCGCGCAAGAAUUUGGUCGCAUCUGCUCGAGCUGGUCAAGACCACAGACACGACAGUGAUCAUUACGACGCACUACAUUGACGAGGCUCGUCAGGCGGAUCGCGUUGGCAUGAUGGGCGACGGCCGACUGCUCGUUGAAGACACGCCAGCCAACCUGCUGCGCCAGUACCAGCGCGACUCGCUCGAAGACGUCUUUCUGCGCGUGUGCCAGGAGGCAGAGUCGUCUGAGGAAAUCGCCGACCAUGUUGCCUCGCUGCAUGAAGAGCAAGAAGAGAGCAUCGCCCAGCACGGCGGCGAUCCUGAACGUGCGCACCGCAUCAACUCGAACGACGACGAUGCCAAGACUCCGCUGCUCGGAGCUUCAGGUGCACGAUCUGACUCGAAGAAGGUGCGUAGUCUUGUGCCCACGGAAGCACAGGCGCGCAAAGACGGUAUCUGCUCGCGCAUUGGCCAAGGCGUCAAAGAGUACUUUUAUUCGUUCGUCCGAGACGCUCGCUGGGCCAAGCCACGCAACGUCAAGGCCAUGCUCUGGAAGAACUUUACACGUCUCCGUCGAAACUACCUCCUCCUGUUGUUCCAAUUCCUGCUGCCUGCCGUGCAAAUCAUCCUGUUUUGCACGGCGAUCGGACCGAAUCCCGAGGGUUUGCACAUGGCCAUUGUCAACCACGAUGCGCCAGGCGGCUUUGGCGACCUCUAUCUUUCCUAUCUCGAUUCAUCAACCAUCACACAGGUGCCGGUGGCGUCACACGAUCUGGGCGUGGCAGGCGUGCGGGCCGGCGACUACUGGGGCGUGAUUGACAUUGGGAGCAACUUUACAGACGACUUGAUCUUGCGCUUUGUCAAUCAAACGACCGUCACGCCUGACAUUAUCAUUGGCUCGUCGAUCAACGUGACCAUGGACAUGACCAACCAACAAGUGGCAAUCAUUCUUGAGCAGAAGAUCACCGAGGCGUUCCAGACUCUUGUUCACACGCUCCUGACGCUGAGUGGCCUCGAUCCCGAGCUGGGAGACUUGCCAGUCCGCAUUAUGCCACCCAUCUACGGCGAGGUGAAUCCGAGGUUUACCGACUUUAUUCUCCCAGCCAUGAUUAUCAACAUUGCGUUUGCCAUGUCAAUCGGCCUGACGGCCAUGUCGUUCGUGCUGGAGAAGAAAGAAGGCCUGUUGGAUCGAACCUGGGCUGCUGGCGUCUCUCCCGGAGAAGUUCUUAUCGGACACACUCUCAUUCAGUUCUGCGUCCUUGUUGUGCAACUCGGCCUGUUGCUGCUGUUCUCGCUGGUGGUGUUCAGUGCUCCAAUGGAAGGAUCGUUCAUCCUUGUCCUGAUUCUGUCCCUUUUGCUCGGGUUGGCAGGUAUGGCGUUUGGCCUGCUCAUUUCGUCCGUCAGCAAAGACGAAGCCACUGCUGUGCAGUUGGCGUUGAGUUCGUUCUAUCCCGUGCUGCUUCUUUCAGGCGUACUCUGGCCAGUCGAGGCCAUCCCAACAGGCUUGAACUACAUUUCCUUCAUUUUGCCGACGCGAUGGGCGUCGGAUGCCAUGCGUUCGCUGAUGAGCCGAGGUUGGUCAUUGGAUCAUGUGGACGUCUGGGCGGGCUUUGUUGCAACGAUCGUUUGUAUUGUCGUCCUGAUGAUCCUCGCGCUCCGAGGAAUCAGCAGUCGCGACUAAACCACGCUGCUUCUGUGUCGCUUUUUGACUGUGCUAUUGUUGCGUUGUCUUUCAUGUUGCUAUUGAGGCGUCCCUAAUUCCGAACACGAUUUUUUGAGUUGGCCACCAUUACGCCCCUGGGAGAUGAUCCGAACACACACCCGGCUGGAC
Capsaspora owczarzaki ATCC 30864 is the source of this 2542-nucleotide messenger RNA. RefSeq lists its product as hypothetical. Gene Ontology annotation, cellular component: membrane; ATP-binding cassette (ABC) transporter complex. Gene Ontology annotation, molecular function: ABC-type transporter activity; ATP hydrolysis activity; ATP binding. The coding region runs from base 119 to 2392 and encodes 757 amino acids. Lineage: Eukaryota; Filasterea; Ministeriida; Capsasporidae. Gene Ontology annotation, biological process: transmembrane transport. The transcript is spliced from 7 exons. The record is from RefSeq and is a predicted model, not a curated record.